Aspergillus homomorphus CBS 101889 is the source of this 1409-nucleotide messenger RNA. RefSeq names its product cytochrome and DOMON domain-containing protein. NCBI's taxonomy places the organism in Eukaryota, Fungi, Ascomycota, Eurotiomycetes, Eurotiales, Aspergillaceae. The coding region runs from base 168 to 1409 and encodes 413 amino acids. The record is from RefSeq and is a predicted model, not a curated record. The transcript is spliced from 3 exons.
GGCCUCGAUAAUUGGUUUGUGCAGGAAUCCCCUUGAGCCAAGAGCCAGCCAUAAUGAAACUUUGACCGCCAAAUCGAUAUAAAGGAGGGAUGAUGCCUGGUGGCGGGCCAGGGUUGUGAACCGCUACUACUAGUCGUUGUAUUGAACCACCUCGUCCGCACCACACCAUGCGCACGAUCCGUCUUCUCCAGACUCUCCUGGGGCUGGCCACCACAGCCCCCCUCACAACCGCCAACAUCGUCUCCUUCUCGCCCUCCUCCUCCCACCCAGACCUAACCUACAGCAUCACGGUCCCAGAGACCACAACCCAGGAGAAUGCCGGACCAAUCUACCUUCAGAUCCGCGCACCCGCAACAAUGCAAUGGGUAGCUCUGGGGCAAGGCACACGGAUGGCAGGCUCGAACAUCUUCGUGGUAUACGCGGCGUCGUCCACAGAACUGACACUAUCGCCCCGGCUAGGCCUCGGGCACAUCGAGCCAGAAUACACGCAGCUGGCACACGCCAGCCUCCUGCCAUCAAGCAACAUAACCGACGGGAUCAUGACGGCCAACAUAGCGUGCACAAACUGCCUAUCGAGCUGGUCAUCACCGUCCGAGACGACCUACGCGCCCGACUCAAGCUCUGCCCCCUUCAUCUGGGCCUACCACAGCGGCGACUCCCUCAACACGACCUCAGUAACCAGCCCAAUAGUCAUCCACACAGAGAUGGGCAGCACAACAGUCGACCUUCGUGCCGCGCAGUUCUCCGCCCCAAGCACCACCACCACCACCACCACCAAUAACACAGACUUCAACCCCUUCGCCCUCCCCUCCACCAAUUCCACAACAACAACAACAACAACAACAACCCCGCAACCCUCAUCCGCAUCCAAAACCCACUCGCUCUUAAUCACCCACGCAGUAAUGAUGUCCCUAGCCUUCACCCUCCUCUACCCGCUAGCCGCCCUCCCCAUCCCCCUUGGCCUGACAUACAACAUCCCCAAAACCCACGCCCCCCUCCAACUCUUCACCACAAUACUGACGCUCGUCGGCUUGGGCACAGGGGUCUACCUCGCUGAUGAAACCGCAACAUUCAAGCACGCGCACCCCAUCAUCGGGAUCAUCCUGGUCGGUGUCCUCGUACUCUUCCAGCCGCUGGCAGGGUACCUGCAGCACCGGCACUGGAAGCGCGAGGCCGCGAAGAGCGUGUUCGGGUAUAUGCAUCGGUGGGUAGGGCGCGGGGCGAUCGUGCUGGGAAUGGUGAAUGGGGGGCUGGGGUUUUGGUUUGCUGGCGGCGUGGGGAGUCCUAAGGUUUCUGUGGCGGGCGUGGUGGUUUAUUCGGUUGUUGCCGGCGUGGUGUUUCUGGGAUUGUUCGAUGGAGGAGUACACGUACCUAGGGCUGGGAAAGGCAAGGGAUGGGAAUUUGAUUGA